Messenger RNA from Lymnaea stagnalis (great pond snail), 981 nucleotides. Lineage: Eukaryota; Metazoa; Mollusca; Gastropoda; Lymnaeidae. The record is from the annotation of a GenBank genome assembly.
CAUUUUGAUUGUCUGAGAUCUCUGCUGUCCGGUGUCCAGAUUGAUGUCAACAAAGUAAAUAAUGUGUCGGAAACUCCCCUUAUGUACGGGGCACAACACGGUAAUCUCGAAUGUGUCCAAGUUCUUGUGUCAGCCGGUGCACACGUUGAGGUCACAGAUGCGAAUGGAUCUACAGCUUUGAUGUACGCUUCAAUUCGUGGACAUUCGGAAUGUGUUCAAUAUUUAGUGGAGAUCGGUGCAGAAGCAAAUGUUAAAAACAAGUAUGGGCACACUCCCUUGAUAUUGGAUUGCAGCCAGGGUAAUCUCGACUGUGUUCUCCCUCUCAUAAGACAUGGGGCUGACGUCAACGCAGUUGACAGUAGACGUGAGACGCCUCUGAUGAAGGCUGCCAAAAAUGGACACGCCCAGGUCGCAAAUACUCUACUGGAUGUGGGAGCUGACAUCAAUGCCAGAGACAACAUUGGUAACACAGCGAUUUGUCUAGCCGCCUCAUGCGGUAGUAUAGGGUGCGUGGAAAAGCUGGUGCAACUUAAUGCUGAUGUCAAUGCUAGAAACAAUGAAGGUAACACACCACUCAUGAUAGCUGCACUAAAUAAACAUGUAGAUUGUAUAGACGUCUUAAUGAGUCAUGGGGCUUUCGUAAAUGCAACAUCUUUAAUGGGUCUAACGGCGCUACAUAUAACAUCAAUCAAAGGAAUUGUCAUUAGCACAGAGGUUAUUCUGAGGAGCAACCCUUGCAUUGAUGCUAAAGAUGAUAAAGGAAACACUCCAUUGAUAUAUGCUUCGUCCAAGGGACAUCAUCACUGUCUCAAUGCAAUAAUCUCAUCCGGUGCAGACGUCAACAUACAGAACGCUAAUCAAGACUCGGCCCUGAGCUUGGCUGUGUUGAAUGGUAGCACGGAAUGUGUUGAGCUUCUCAUUGAUGCCAAGGCUGAUGUUAACAUACAGAAUGCUAAUCAAGACUCAGCCCUGAGCUUGGCU